AUGGUGGAAGGGUCAAACGAGACAAUUUUGACGUUCCUGGAAUAUUACCAGGAAGAAGAAAUAUUAUGGAACCCCGAAGAUAAAUUCUGUAAGGACAAGAAAAAAAUUCACGAUGCAUGGACGAAAAUUGAUAGAAUACUAAAUGUAUCAAUUAAGGAUUUGAAAACAAAAAAGGAGACCCUAAUGGGAACAUUUAGGCGCCAUCUGAAGAAAAAGCAAGAUUCUAUGCGAUCUGGUGCAGGGAGUGACGAGAUAUAUGAACCCAUUUGGUUUGCAUACCGGAUAAUGGAGUCCUUUCUGCUGCCUGUUUAUACCAGUAGGGCUACACUCAACACAGAAGAGACAACAUCAACGUCAUCAGAAUCGCGUGAUUCACAAAUACCAAAGCAACCUUUUGGAGAUGAAACAAUACCGGAAAUACAUGAAGCUAUCCACAACGAAAGAACUGAUAGCGAAGUGAUGAAAACUUUACAAUCACCAAGGACUCCAACCUCACAGAUGCAGCCUACUCAAGAAAAAAAUAACCAUCGUCGCUCAGUACCUAAUACAGCCGAGCAGCAAAUUGCAACAGCAUUCGGUCAAUUGGCUAAUGUUUUAGGACAACGUCAAUCACAUAGUGCAAUUAAAGAAGAUGAUGACUGCGAUCUCUACGCCAAGCUUUUGGCUAAAAAACUGAGAGAACUGUUCAAACACGAACGAAGUUUAAUAAUGUAUGAAAUAGAUGGCAUAUUUAUUAAUAGAAUUCAGUGCAGGCUACCUAGACGUGAAACACCAUCUCCACUUUAUUCAAACCCAUAUUCUAGACCACCGUCAGUAUCGACUUCAUGCAGAUCACAGCCAGGGUUGAAUAUUCGUAUGCGAAACCGACCUUCAAGUACUUUAAGCUCAUAUUCCGAACCAAUUUCAAACAUUUAUGCAUCAAAUCAACCUGUUGAACCCUCAGAUCAACCCACAUAUAUUCAAUGUGCAAACGACCUCUCAAUACAAACCCCAUCCUUUCAGUCUGCAAACGCACACUUAAUCCAACCUUCAUCCGACAUUUAUUCAGUCCAAUCUCCAUAUUAUGUUCAAUCUGCAAACAAGUACUCAAUCCAACCUGCACACACACAAUCCGCAAAUACGGACUCAAUCCAGACUAAAUCUAACAUUAUACAAAUUGCAUUAACAAAUUCAUUUGAAACAUUUGGAUCUAAUGAAACAAGUGAACCAUGA
Parnassius apollo (apollo) is the source of this 1212-nucleotide messenger RNA. The record is from the annotation of a GenBank genome assembly. NCBI's taxonomy places the organism in Eukaryota, Metazoa, Arthropoda, Insecta, Lepidoptera, Papilionidae.